AUGACGGGCCUCCAACUUCCAGAACAGGAGCUUGGCAAGCAACAGAGAAGGAUGACCUCGCCGGCGGGCUCGUUGAAUCCACCAGAUGGCGGGCGAAGACCUUCCCCUCGCCCCCCUUCGCCUCUUCGAAACGGCUUCGUAAUGGACAGCUCGACUGGGAUAGAUCCUCAUGCCGACGAUUCAGACGACGAGGAAGAUGAUUCACCCAAAUGGAAACGAUCACCGUCACCUUCAUCGUCGGUAUCCAAUCUUGCGGCAAGCUUCGUUCAGCGUGUCAACAACUUCGUGGGUGGGAUCGCGCCGAAGUCCCCUGGGGCGAUGCCAACCGACGCAGAGCUCGAAGCCGAGGCAGAACGGGAGCGUGAGCGGAGCCGGCGUGAGGCAGAGGCGAUCUUGACUAGGGAGGCACAACAACGCCAACUCGUCGAGGAGCGCGUCCUUGCUAUGAUGGAGACGACCAGGGCACUACCACCACCUCCGUCGCGCUCUCAGACGCUGCCUAAUCCACCUUCUCCGUCGAAUUCCUCCAAAGAGACUAGCUGGUGGACAGCAGCGAAGAACAAGCUGACUCCGACCAAGGAGAAAGACCUCACUCCUGCUCAGCAGAUCAUCCAAGAAACCAAAGCACGAGAGAAGGAUAAGAAGGGCAAAGGGAAGGAGAAGGAGAAGGAGCGGUUAGCGGAGUGGCCCGCAAACCCACAGACGAAGUACAACGAUCCUGCCUUUACCAACCUACAUAUCCCAGUUGCUCCUCCAACGAGGAAACCUGUCCCCCCUUCUCCCUCGUCUCCUACCCCUUCUCGCCCCAGCAUGUCGAACAUGGCACCCAAUUUGACGCCAUCACCCAUGCGAGCUACCGAUAGCAUCAGUUCCUCACCCUCGCGAGAAGCCCCUCCCCUUUAUGCCCAAUUCAACGCUCAAGGAGCCUUGGACAUUCCUGGAACGCUGCUAGCCAUUGCCAAGCGGUUUGAGAAGCUGGAGAAGUGGACAGUGGGACAUGUUCGUGCUCUGGAGGAGCGGAUGAACGAUGUGGAGAAGUGGUUGGUCGACAAGGAGAAGGAAAAGGAAGAGGGUACCUCUAGCCCAGCACCUUCGCAAGAUGUCCAGCACGAACUCCAAGAAGUGCGCGAAGAACUCUCAGAGUUGCAAGGCCGCCUCGGGGAACUGGGUCGGGAGAUGGCAAAGAUAGUCACUGCGCCCUCCAAUCUGUCGUCAGGACCCAAGGCACAAACGGCCACGAUGUCGGCUACUCCUCAGCCAACAACAUCGAUGCUCGUGCAGCAACAUACAGGCUCUUCGAUACCUAGCACACCGCACACACGACUUUCCUCAAUCACGGCGCGUGAAUCAACUAGCCCACCUAUGGCCUCCUCAAGGCGAACACCAUCUGGGACGCGCCUCCCAUACCCACAAGGAGAUUACACCUCACCCCCUGACGCGUUUUCUCCUCCUAACUCUCCUCCUGGAUCCCUGAACUCCAAGAGUCGAACACGUCCACUUUCUAUUUCAGGCCUGCCGAACACAGGAAGUCCACUACAUACGUCGGCAUCGUCGACAUCCUUGUCGUCAAAUUAUUCUCUAGGGCGUACGACAUCACCUACGCCUGCCGCCGCCGCACGAACUGUCAGCCCUUCUCCUUCGGAGAAAGGGCUGCCUCCACCCAAGAGCGGUAGUCAACGUCAAACCAGCGUCAGCCCAACGCCACGGAAACGGUACACAGUCGCUCUCGGUGGUCCCAUUGUUGCCCCGGACGACCUUUCCUCCAAUGCUGCCAGUGCCGACUCGGACCCACCAAAACGAAGUGGCACGCCGAGGUCCUUCUCCCGACCCCAGUCCUCCAUCGAGUCGACAUUCUUCUCUUCAACAAAGAAAGCCGAAGACGAGGACGAGGACGAUGAUGAUAAGGAAUUCGGUGGAGACACGAUUGGCAAAUCUGCUGCUGCACGUCUGACGAGCAGUGCGACAUUCGCUGGAGGACCAGGCCAGGGCGAUUACAAGUUGGCUACUUCAAGCUCACCUUCGCCCUCGCCUCUUUCGAAUAGGCGGCUCCGCGCACAAUCAGCAUAUGGAUUUUCGAGCAUCCCUGGUGCAAGCGGCUCUGGUCUGGGCUCAAGCCCAACUUCUGCUGCCAAUCCCACACAAUCGGUCGCGCCACUGAAGCUCAAAGCUCGAUCCAAGUCUACGGAACGCCUCAAUACGAAUGCCACUAGGACCGGCGACGGCAUGGUCAGUGCGUUAGGCGGGUCCACCAGGUUCGUCGAUCCGCUUGUGUUGCGGAAACAGAGCAGGGAUAGUGUGAAGCCCAUUGCGAUGCCGAAGCCGAUUGGGAAGGUGCCUAUUGGACAGCUGGUCAAGUUCUUCGAUGGGGAUAGGGAUAAGAAGUGA
Messenger RNA from Cyclocybe aegerita, 2385 nucleotides. NCBI's taxonomy places the organism in Eukaryota, Fungi, Basidiomycota, Agaricomycetes, Agaricales, Hemipholiotaceae. The record is from the annotation of a GenBank genome assembly.